AUGGAACGAUUCUUGAAACGGAAAGAACGUGUCGAGAUUGAUAUUGACAAUCUACGUGCUGAUCCUGGUCUUCGACCAUCCAUCUGGAGUUAUGAUGUAAAUGAUCGUGAUAGAGUUCGAAGAGCUUAUUUAUUGAAGGGACCGCAUCAACCCAAAAAUCAUCAAUUCCCUCAAACAACAAUAAGGAACAUUGCACGUAGAUUUAACUCAAAAUGGUUUGAAGACUUUCCUGUUUGGAUGGAAUAUAGUAUUCAGAAAGAUGCAGUAUUUUGCCUUUAUUACUAUUUAUUUAAGCCUCAAGAGGAAGUUAAUACUAGCAAAGGUGGUGGAGAUACAUUUGUUGGUGAUGGAUUUAAGAAUUGGAAGAGAAAAGAGAAGCUUUUGAGUCAUGUUGGAGAUCACAACAGUGCACACAACAAGGCAAGACAUAAAUGUGAGGCUUUAAUGAAGCUUCAAGAGCAUAGCCUAUCAUUUCGUGGGCAUGAUGAAUCUUCUAGCUCCAAUAAUCAAGGGAAUUAUGUAGAACUAUUUCAGUUUCUUGCAAAUCAUAAUGAAGAAGUUAGAAAAGUUACAUUUGAAAAUACAAAUGCAAAGUUAAAAUUGAUUGCACCAAAAGUCCAAAGAGAGAUUUGUGCUUCGAUUGCUGCUGAGAUUUUGGCUGUAAUCAUGAAUGAUAUUGAUGAUUCAUACUUAACCAUUCUAGUAGAUGAAUCUUGUGAUGUGUCUACAAAAGAACAACUAGCUAUUGCGGUGAGAUAUGUAGAUAAGUUGGGCCAAGUAAUUGAGAGAUUCAUAGGUGUUACUCAUGUUACUUCAACAAAUGCAAUAACACUCAAGGCAGCAGUUGAAGCACUUCUUGCAAAACAUUUGUUAAGAUUACCCACAAUAAGGGGACAAGGCCCUAACUAG
Messenger RNA from Dendrobium catenatum, 909 nucleotides. Its product is annotated as zinc finger MYM-type protein 1-like. The record is from RefSeq and is a predicted model, not a curated record. NCBI's taxonomy places the organism in Eukaryota, Viridiplantae, Streptophyta, Magnoliopsida, Asparagales, Orchidaceae. The transcript is spliced from 2 exons. The coding region runs from base 1 to 909 and encodes 302 amino acids.